This is a messenger RNA of Chaetomium globosum CBS 148.51, 4293 nucleotides long. RefSeq lists its product as uncharacterized. The coding region runs from base 1 to 4293 and encodes 1430 amino acids. The transcript is spliced from 2 exons. The record is from RefSeq and is a predicted model, not a curated record. Lineage: Eukaryota; Fungi; Ascomycota; Sordariomycetes; Sordariales; Chaetomiaceae.
AUGGCAGACGACUUGCUGCUCGUGCCCUUGCAACUACAGGCAUUUGUGCUCAACCCCAAGGUCUGCAACGAGGAUGGCGACGAUGGUGCGCGUAUCACACCCAUCACGCAGCCGAAUUACACCUUCCUUCGCCUUGACAAAUUCGUCCUCCAAAGCGAUGUGCUCAGGCACGCCGAUAUGCACAAUGCGGCCCCAUCAACUACGAAUUCGAGGAUGACGGACCUGGGCGCGAGAGACCCGGAUUCCGCUGCCCGUCGAAACCGCCAUGGCGUUUACGUGCAUUGGAUUUUACCCCAGCUCUACCGUACUGGCCUGGCCCUGUCUGAUUCAGUGCCAGACUCGCGGCGCAACAAUGAGCGACUCCGGCGUGGACUACCCCCAAGAGACAGCAAUGACACCGCCAGCAAGCCCAGCAAGUCGGCUGAGUAUCCGCAGACGCCAACACGAUGGAUCAUGGUGCGCAAACUGGACCUGGACAGCAUCGACCCCCCAACAGCCAAGUCCAGCUUCAAGGAGUACCAAGCCUGGGUCAUAGAGAGCGAUUACCUCUGGAAGUUGGAUUGUAUUCCUCCCGAGCACGACUUGGAGGUCGACAUGGCUCCUUUUCUCAUGGGCGUGGCCGACGGGGCGAAGGCCGACAUCGUGCAGCAAGCCGAGGUGUUCAUCGGUAGGAAGACGCCGCUGGAGGAGUGGAAACCAUCUUCCGAUGACCGUUACAUCGACAACCUCAGUCUUCUCCGCAGCAACAACCAACUUUUUGCCGACUUCCAAAUGCACAACUCCAACGUCUUUAGUACACUUGACAACUUUGCCUACCGUGGGAAAGACGGAUCUCGGCAGUACCUCAACAAAGCCAAGGCGAGCUACUACCUCCUCGGAUGGCACAAGGAUGACGCUACGGACCCUCUUUACGACGCCACCAAGCAGUUUACCCACGCUCAGAAGCUGGAUGCGCUGUCCAUGACACUCACCCAGAGCGGCAUUGACGACGUGACCAAGGCGUGGCUCGAGUCGGACGGCCCGGCGCGCUUGUGUUGCCACGGUGCCAUGUACGAUGUGAAGUGGGAUCAUGACUCUAAACCCACCACGGUCCCGGCGGAUAAGUAUGCGGCACGGAUAAAGAACCAAGAGCUGCCAGCACUUGCGGUUGGAACGUCGCCAAUAGACGCCCUGAUCACCUACAUCAAAGCCCGCCAAUCUCAUGAAACCGACUCGGACGUCAUUGCCAAGCUAGAGGAGGACAUUCUCGCCAUCGAUUCUCUGCUUCAUGCCCGCGACGACGGCGUCGAAGGCCAACGCGAGGCCAAAGACACCGUGUACAACUGGAACUUUUCCCGUUCCAAGGGGGGCGGUCACUUCUUCCUCGGCGGAGAAGAUUCCUCAGGGCGCCCGACGAAGCCCAGCAAGGAGUCUAUCCGAGCUCUAAACGAGAUCAACCAGCUUCAGGUGCAGCUUGACGGCUAUGAACGGCUGCUCCGCCAGCGGAGCUGGGAGAUGUUUUCGCUCUGGUGGAAAUACGUCACCGAUGUGUCUCACAUGAACCGACCAACUGAAAACCCAACGUACAAGAAGGAUACCGCCGACCUCGCCCAGCGGAUUAGCGGCGUCAAGUCCCGCAUAGCCGACCUCCAAGCAUUGAUCAAGAACAUGAAAAAAGAUGUCAACUUGGGCCAGGUGAAGGAGGGAGCUCAGCCCUUUUUUUAUCGUGCCCGCGACCCUACCUUGCUCGUCGGCGGUGUCGAGUCGGGCUGGCCCUCUGACUUCUCUUCCAAUGUCUCGGUCCGGAUCCCCGUUCAGACCGUGGUAUCUGAAAAGGUCCCGGCAGCUGUGAGCGGGCUGGCUGUUGACAUACAAAAAGUUUUCCCGGAGACGGCACCCCUGAAACAGGUUGCCAGCUUGCUCGGCGAGUUCUUCACCUUGUCACCAGAACAGAGCCCCCCCAGCGACCCCCCGCAAGGGCACGCAUACCCCCAGUUUCAUGUUCCGACCAAGUUCGACGCCCCUCGAGAUCAAUGGGGUGAUUGUCAACCAUGGUUCCCCCUCUACGUGGAAUGGGAGCUUGAGUAUACGCACAUUCCGUUUGAGUGGUGGGCCCUGGAUGAACAACCUACCCGGCUGUCUGACAACAAGUUGACACGAUAUGGCGUGGAAAUCCCGAGCGGAAAGCCCCUAUGGGAGGAGAUAGGGAAACGGCCGCAUAAUCCCAACGACAAAGAACCACCCGAGACCCGGAUCCUGUCUGGUCGGGUGCUUAUCCUUCCUCAACCAAGCUUUUCGCUCGCUGCCAAGGUGAACCAGCUAUUCACCGACACGCCAAAGAAGAUUCUGAACCAGUAUCUUCCCGAGUCUGACCGUCAAGAUUUGCUCGAUAACAUCACCAAAUUAUCGUACCUGUCGUGCCCGCUCUCUGGGCUGACUGAGGGGUUGGUGACUCUGAAUAUGGGCACCCAUAUCAAACCAGAGUACAAGGAGGUGACGGGGGACGGAGAGAAGGUCACAGCCGUCAGAGCGGCCGAGUUCAAUGACGCGGGGCUUACCAAAGCCAACAUCGAGCUCAUCGAGGGUAACUCGGGCUUGACGCCAUACGCAUCCUCGGUGGGCUUUGAAACGGACAAGUAUUGUGCCUUCAAACCUGUCACGCACGGCCAGAUAAGAUUCAGGAAACUCAACAUCAUUGACAAGUUCGGACAGGCUGUGGUAGCCAUCGACCCGCAGCCUCGCAAGGACGGCCACCCUCCUCUGUACCCGAGCAUCAGCGACUUUUACGAGCCGCAACCGGUGCUGGUAGACGGACAGAAGGUGGCCAACACAGUUGUGCAGAACAAGGGCGCCACAUGUGAGUUCAUUCAGCUGCCGCCACAGAUCAACCAGAACGCGCGCCUGAAUGCCGAAUUUGUGACGGCUGCCUCCAUCGACUCCCGAAGACCACUACCAGGCACGGAGGUAGCAAAGCCGGCAUCGUACUGGCGUCCUACUACGGAAUGGGAAAACCCCAUCUGGGGUUGGAUCGUAGCCAACUAUGCCGACUACGGCAUCCAGUUGUUCUUGAAAGACGGGACCUUUUACGGGGAGGUGCGCAUCGGGGGGCCCAACGGCGCCUUGGAUUCACCCAAGUGGUCCCCUUUCGAACCCCCAGCGGCCACCGGGGGCGAGUUUAACCAAGAUCUCGCCCGUCUCGACGCCUUGAUCCAGCGUCUCCGAGAUGCCGACUACCUCAAGGGGUUUUGGUACAUGAUUACCACGGCACUCGACAACCUACCGCCGGCGCCAAACGCGUACGCCCAGUUCCUCGGAGCGGUCGUCGGAAAGCCUCUCGCACUAGUCAACACAGCGUGGUCGCUCGAGCUCGACUCCCCCCCGCUGACCAACCAAUCCACCAAACCCAAGAACUCAACCCCUGAACGGACGCUCAUCGGCUCCGACGAAAAUUCCACCUACACCUUCCACGUCAAGCUCGGCGACAAAGACCGCGGGUACGACGGCCUAGUCGGCUACUUCACGGGGUUCCCCGAACCCAACGAGAGCACCCACGAAGAGCUAGACUACGACCACAUCCAAACCUACUUCUACCCGACCAAACCCGACCCCAACCCCUACACCAACCUCAUCCCCAUCUCCAAAGCCAACUACCCCGCCCUCCAAGCCUACUACGCGCCCCCCUUCCCCGAAAACGACCCCCCCGACUACAAGCACAACACCUCCCCCUCCACCUACACCUCCACGCACAACCUCGAGCUCGGCAAGCACGUCUUCGGCGCCAUCGUGGACCCCUUCACCGCCAUCCACGCGUACUCGUCCUUCCUGCCCGCGCGGGAACUCGCCCUGCGCCCCUGGACCUGGCAGGACGCGCUGCAGAACAUGAUUGCCUUUUUGCACGCGGGGCCGUUCACCCUCAUCGACGACGUGGCAGCGUAUGAUGACGGGCAGCGGCUGACGGCGGACAAUGCGAAGCAGCGGCCGAAGCUGAAUGUGGGGCUGCCGGCGCUGGUGGGCGGGGAGUGGAAUUGGUUGCAGCCGUAUGUGGAUCCGAGUCCGCCGGUGGAUACGGCGGCGGCGGUGGGGGAGGAAACGGCGGUGGUGGGGGGUGGGGGGGAGGUAGUGGGAGGAGAGGGGGCAGGGGAAGGGGGAGGGGAGGAGGAGGAUGCGCCGGCGCCGGUGCCGGUGUACAACGCGUAUGGGAUUGAGCAAAAGGGGAAUCUGUUGAGUCCUGGCUUUCAGGCUGCGCCGUACUCUACGGUUGAGGGCUUCUUGAUGCUGAGGAGGCCUCUCAUGGCCGAGAAUCCGAACAACUAA